AUGGAAGCCUCGCGAGAGGUGCGGCAGCAAAUGCGGCAGCGUGGAGCUGGGAUGCGCAAAGCAAAAGAAGUCAAUUUUGGGUUCUCGUUUGGUAGCCCAGCGCCUGGAUUACCAGCGCCCGCCCCGAUUGCGACGGUCCCUGAAACUCAGAAGCCACCGCCGCCGCAAACACAGACCGCGCCGAACACAACACCACGAUCGCUGAAGGGAUCGCAAGCUCGAGGGAUUGAGCGCACACCGGGAAGUGCGCGCAACAAGCUCCCAGAACGACCCUCAACCUACGAGAUACCCUCCUCGGACGAUAGAUCUGAACAAACACGAAGCAACAAGAGGAGAAAGACCAAUCCUACUAAUGGAACAGAAGAUACUCCUUCUCGUCGCAAUGGCGGGCGACCUGAGAAUGGCGAUACACACCCCGUCGAUGACGGUGGAGGUAGCACAGACUCUCAAACAAGCCACACCCAUGAACCUCCAAAUACAGAUGCACCUCCUCCAUCAGAAAUAAACGAUAAAUCCCCGCAGCUUCAAAUCUCACCCGUUCCGGAUACUACAGUCGAAGAUCAACACCCGAUAGAAGAGGGGACCAAUAGUGUGGAACCAACAACAUCAGCCGCUGCAGAGCAACAAGCCCAAGUCACAUCACCAGUGUCUGGUCCUACGGCGCCUGCAGUAGCUGAAGAACCACAAGCGCCAAUUUCAUCACCUAAAGCUCAGCCCGUGGUCGAACAGACUGAAAACACAGAGCAACUACGUGAGAAACGACAUAACACUCGGUCACCACCACGGCCUGAGGACCAAAUCCAAAGAACCAAUAACGAUCAACGGGCUACUACAGAAACCCCUUCUCCAGUUGUUCAAACAGAUAAAUCUACCACAGAAGCCUUAUCACCACGUGGUAGCUCCGCCGAGGCUCUUGAGGCUAGCGGUGCGCCGACUAUUGAUAAUGAUGUCGACAUGACUAAGGAUGUUCCACCAUCCGAGGAUAAUGCACCAGAGCAAGCCAGUCAGACAUCUCAGAGGUCUUCUAUAAAGACUAAAAAAGCUCAGGGUCGUCCACGGCAUCAACCUACCACAAACAACACUCCAGAACCGAAUGCGGAUGUCGCUGCGCAGGAACCUGCAGCGGAGGGGCAAGAUGAAUCCGCGACAGCCCCAGUUGAGGAAGCUCCAAAGACCAAACGGCCUCGUGGGAGACCCUCGCUUAACAAGAAGACUGUUGAAGCUGUCGAGACUGUGAAUGUUUCACCUGAACCCAUAUCAGAUGUCGCGGAGUCCUCUUCGGGGCCACGUCGGCGUCGCAAGCCAAUAUCACAAACGGAUGACCAGCCAGAACCUGUGGUGGAAUCAGCAGUGCCCAAACCACAACGUGGCAGACCUGGGAAUAAAACGAAACAAGCAGUGGAGCCUGAACCCGAGCCCGAGCCUGAACCUGAACCUGCGAUAGCAGACCAACCAGAACCAGAGGCAGAAUCUGCGGUACCCAAGUCUCGUGUCAGACCCGGGAAGAAGACCAAACACGCAGCCGAACCCGAGCCCGAGCCUGAACCUGAACCUGCGAUAGCAGACCAACCAGAACCAGAGGCAGAAUCUGCGGUACCCAAGUCUCGUGUCAGACCCGGGAAGAAGACCAAACACGCAGCCGAACCCGAGCCCGAGCCCGAACCUGAACCUGCGAUAGCAGACCAACCAGAACCAGAGGCAGAAUCUGUGGUACACAAGUCUCGUGGCAGACCCGGGAAAAAGACCAAAAACGCAGCCGAAACUGUACCCGAGCCUGAGACAGAAGACCAACCAGAACCCGAAGCUGAAUCCGCAGUGUCCAAGCCCCAACGUGGCAGGCCUGGAAAGAAGGCCAAUCGCGCAAUAGAGCCGGAGCCGGAGCCCGAAGCGGAGCCUGCAGUACCCAAGACUCAACGUGGUAGGCCCGGUAAUAAGACGAAGCGCGCAGCCGAGCCCGAGCUUGAGCCUGUCACAGAAGACCAGCUGGACCCUGCAGCAGAAUCUGCAGCACCCAAGUCCCAGCGCGGCAGACCAGGGAAGAAGGCUAAGCGCACAGUGGAGCCCGAGCCUGAACCCGAGAUUGAAUACCAACCCGACCCUGAACCUACACAAGAACAGCCUCGUCGCAAGACCCGAGAACCUCGUGGAGAAACAAUUCCGGUCACUGUUUACCGUCUUACGAACGUCAAUUCUCUAGGCGGCACAACAUCUACGGCCAAUGGGUCGGGAGAUGAAGAAGAAUCCGCCGAUGAACUCACCACGCACCAGAGGGCCAAGAUGCCCAACCGUGGCGGUGUCAAUCCAGCUGAUGUAUUGAGCCAGAUCUGCCGCGAGACUCUGGAGAAAACACUCGAUACACUCAAGGAUGGGAUUUCAAACGAGGCGAAUGCUACGCGACGUGCAGAGUGGUCGCGGAAGCGAAAAGCCGUUGAACUAUUCGGCUCGGAGCUUGAGAGCCGUCUCAUGGAUCUGAGCGGGAUCCUCGAUAGCAAUUUUGUGCUUGGCGUGCAAUUGAAGAAGAGUAAACGGGAAAUGAUGGAUCUACGAAAUCAUCUAUACCGGGUCCGUCGAGAGCGCGAGAACAUAGCUUUGCAGAUGGAUGCAGUGCGCAGCAGACAUAUUGAAGAGGAGAAGGCGAAAUUGUCACGAUCCACGAUCAGCAAUUCCCUCCACAGCCUUGAAUUGGCCCUCGAUCGUAACAAGCAACGUUCUGCUUCUACUGCAGAUUCUUCUACGGAUAUUGAAUACAUGCUUCGCACUGUUGCCGACGUGAGUUCCCGAGCCCCUGGAGCACAAGGCGGUCUCUUGAACCAAAUCCGGGCGUUCAACGCACAGCUCGAAGCUACUGCUGGUCGCCUAGAGCGAUGA
Molecule: messenger RNA, 2868 nt
Organism: Penicillium verrucosum
Lineage: Eukaryota; Fungi; Ascomycota; Eurotiomycetes; Eurotiales; Aspergillaceae
Exons: 5
Coding region: 1-2868 (955 amino acids)
Source: RefSeq, a predicted model, not a curated record